AUGGAUGAGACCGAGUAUAAAGCACUGAUACAGUGGUACUGCCGUAAAAAAUAUUACAACGGCAUGUUAAUCCAUGCGAAACAAGCGUGCGAUGCUCAUCCAGCUAGCGAAAACUUGAAAAUUUUACUCGCUUUGGCUUACGCACUGAUAGGACAAGGCAGAGACGCUGCUAAGGAAGUUUCAGGAUUAAUUGGCUAUGGGGAUACAACGCUGGCUGCUUUAUUAGUGCAAAGCUAUGCUUACAGAAUUGGCAACAGCAUCGAUAGAGGUGCAUUAACUCAGCUAGACGCACGUAUACGCGAAGAUAAAAGAAAAGCUACGCCUCAAGCACUAACACUGGCUGGGACUGUGCUGUUUUUACUUGAUAAAGUCGAAAAAGCUAAAGAAUAUGCCGAUCGAGCAUAUAAGAUAAAUCCUGCAAAUAUAGAUGUGCUAUUGAUCAAAGGAUGGAUCAGUUUGCACUUACCAAAGGAGGGGAGCGCAGGGAAAUUCACAGACUACUUCGAGCAGGUGCUGAAACAAGACAGAAAACAUCUUAAUGCUUUACUUGGCUCUGCAAGCUACAAAGAACAGAAUGGAGAUCACGAUAGCGCAAUAUCUAUACUCAACUCAGUCAUAGUUCGAUAUCCAAAACUGUCUAUGCCGUUGAUAGAAAAAAUGUCCAACCAAUUGGCUAUGAAAGAUUGGGAACAGGGGCUAGAAACAUCCAACAGAAUACUGUUACUUGAUUCAAAUAACACAAGCGCCGCAAAACUUAAAGCUAUUGCAUCGCUGUGCAGGGAUGGCGACUACGCCGAAGGGUUGAGAUACUUGCAAACUUUUUUCAGACACUUGUCGCUGUCGGAGCCUAAAAACAUAUACCUUCUCAUAGAUGGAGUGCAAUUAUUCUCUCGAGUAACUGGACGGGAUCCAGCCAUAUUAACAGAGCUGACAAAGAUCACUGAGAAAUGUGUGCAGCAAAAUCCUCAGAGCAGUGAACUAAUGGUUGAAUUAGGGAAUCUGAAUGUAUUCAUGGGAAAAAUCAAGGAUGCUGAACACUGGUAUCGCAGUACGGUACGAAUCGACGAAUCUUCGCUGCCGGCAUUGAUGGGACUGGCGCAUUGUCAGCUGCUCGACACUUCGUCCGGAGCCACAGAUUUGGCCAGACAGCAAAUUGACUUUCUCAGAGAAAUACAAGCAAACGCCACAAGUCCCGAAAUUCUGUACAUGUCAGCUAAAUUGAGCAAUCACGAGCCAAGUAUAGCUGUAAAUUACCUGGACAUGGCAGCCACGAUAUUGUUGGAAGACGCUAAAGGCAUUCCUUACGGAUUUGAAUACCUCAAAACUUUGAAUCCAGAUUUUUGUUUGGAAAUUGUAAAAGAGUACUUGAUAUAUUUACCAAGCACAUCAAUUGGGAGCGCUCCGGAAGAGAAGAACUCGUCUAUUGAUACGUUGAAAAAGCAGUGCUUGAACAUACUUGAAAAAGUUUGCGAUGCUUGUCCUGGCUUAGCGGCAGCUUUGAUGUUGCUGGGAAAAGUCCGAUUGCAGAAUGGGGACUUCGACGGAGCUUUGGAGGCCUUGAGAAAACUGCUAGAUUCGGUUGAUCCAACCAGCGCACCAGGUCACUUGUUAAUGGCUCAAAUUCUCGCUCGACAAGGAAAGUAUCAGCAGGCUUCGCAAAGUUUGGAAGUUGGAUUGAGCUACAAUUUUAAAGUCAGAGAUGAUCCAAUGUACCAUUUGAUCAUUGGACUGGUCGAGAAGGAAAAUGGAGACCUGAAUAGUUGUAUUCAUAGUUUACGUGUGGCUAUGUCGUAUGCCGGGCUCAUGCCUGGCGAGGGUAUAUCAUCAACCACUUCGAUACCCACCGCAGACAAGGCGACGCUUUACCUGGAGCUCAUAUCUGCUUACAGUAAAGUCAAAAAGUAUAAUGAAGCAAUUUCACUUAUGGCGGAAGCUACUGGGGAAUUGUGUGGCACUGUGGAGGAGGGUCGGAUAACGAUCGGAAACGCUGAACUCUGUCUGGACAUGGGCGACGUAGACCAGGCCAUAAGUUACUUGUCAAGAGUUCGUCCAGGUCAGCCUUACUACUUGCAAGCGCACACAAGACUCGCUGAAAUUCACCUCAAAUGGAGGAAGGACAGGAAUGCUUUUGCCAAGUGUUUCAGGGAACUAGUCGAGCACUCUCCUGGUCCGACAACAUACAGCAUGCUUGGGGACGCCUAUAUCGCCAUUCAAGAACCAGAUCGAGCGAUAGAAGCUUAUGAACAAUCCCUAAAGAAGAGUCCAUCCGACAAAAUACUGGCUAGCAAAAUGGGAAAGGCACUGGUCAAAACACACCAAUACGGAAAGGCAAUAAAUUACUACAAAGAAGCAACGCGCCAGGAAGGCUGUGGUGAUCUGAAAUUAGAUAUGGCAGAAUUGUUCAUGAAAAUGAAACAGUUUGACAAAGCGGAAGCCACUCUUGCUCAAGAGUUACAAGAUUGUCGCAACGCGAACGACCUACAGAGCCUAGAACUGCGAACAAAACAGCUACUGUUACUGGCCAAGGUUCGAAAAAGAGCAGGCAAUACGCAGGCAGCCCUCGCAACUCUGCGUGAGGCCAGAGAAAAUCAAAGCAGGGCUGUUCAAAGAGCUGCCGUAACGCCUGGUUCAACAAUGCAGAAGGAGUUGCUGGCCCAAAUAUGCUUGAGUAUGGCGGAGCAUGCUUCGUCUCUGCGAGAUUUUGACCAGGCUAUCGUCUACUAUAAGGAGGCUCUGAGUCACAAAUCUGGUGACACUAAAGCUCUGUUGUCACUGGCCAAGAUUUACAUGCAGGUAAACGACCUGGAUCGUUGCGCUCAAAACUGUGCAGCUUUACUAACAAUGGAUCCGAGCAAUGAGGCAGCGCUGGUGAUGAUGGCUGAUCUAGCCUUUCGCAAAGUGGAUUUUGAAACUGCUGCGUUCCAUUUUCGUCAGCUGCUAAUUCGUCAGCCGACUUAUUGGACAGCGCUGGCAAGACUGAUAGAAGUUUCGCGCCGAACAGGCAACAUGGAUGACCUUCACGAGUGGAUCUCUAGGGCAGAAUCUAGUAUGAGUGGUUCAAACCAAGAAGCUGGCUUCUCUUAUUGCGCCGGUCUGCUAGAUUGGAGACUUGGCAAGCUGAAUUCUGCGCUUCGGUACUUUAAUGCUGCUCGACGAGAUCCGGAGUGGGGUCAGCAGGCUAUCUACAACAUGAUUGAUAUAUGCUUGGACCCUGAUGACGACUCUGCGCUAACUAAUGAUACCUUCAACGACGGUGAUACUGAGUACCAAGAUUCGAGAUCACUGGCAUUAAAAACAGCUCAACGCUUAUUGCAGGAACUGAACCCUAAAGGCGGCAUCCAGGAGAUGCUAACCCACCGACUGCUGGGAGAUUUCUACCUGCUGGCGACGAAGCAGAAGGGAAACAUUGAGCGGGCCCUGCAAGAUUGUACAGCUCUGGCGAGCCAGGAUGCGCUCAAGGAUCACGUGGGACCAGCGUUGGGCUUGGCGACGGCUCACAUCCUGCUUAAGCAAACGCCGCGAGCACGCAACCACCUGAAGAGAGUUUGCAGGAAUGUUUGGUCCUUCGAGGAUGCCGAGUACUUGGAACGUUGCUGGGUCCUGCUUGCCGACAUUUACGUCCAGUCGAGUAAAUACGAGCUGGCCAACGAGCUGCUGAAGCGCGUUCUCCAGCACAACGCGACCUGUGUACGAGCCCACGAAUUGUCCGGGUACAUUGCCGAGAAGGAACAGAAUUAUCGUGAGGCUGCUGUCCAGUAUUCUCAGGCUUGGAAGUACGGAGGAAGGUCGAAACUCUCUGUCGGCUACAAACUCGCCUAUUGCUACAUGAAGAGUAAAGCUUACGCCGACGCUAUUGAAACUUGCAACGAAGUGCUGAAACAAAACCCUGAUUAUCCUCGGAUAAAGAAAGACAUACUGGAAAAGUCCAUGAACAAUCUACGAACCUAGUUUUACAGAUAUCAUUGUGCCGAAAGUCAAUAAUUAACUUACAUUCAAGUAAGAUCCUGGGAGGAUUCGUAGAAAGCGCAUCAUUUGAAAGACGCUGCGCCUGCAGAUAGACCACCAAAGUUACGCACAAGAUGUUUUACUGCAUGUAACACGUAACUUCGGUUGUCUAUUUGCCGGCGAAGCGUCCUUCAAAUUGUUCGCUUACAGAAACUCCUCGCUGUAUCGUUGAUAAGAUUAUUGGAUUAGUUUCGUUGAUUCUAUCCGCACACUGAUGCCCGCAGUUAAAUAUAUAUCUGAGAAUCUUAGUAUUAGAUGAAUUAUUCCGUCCACUGUAAUCGUAAGCACGAAUUGCUCGUAAAACUGAGGAAAAUAUCGUCACUGCAACGACGUUGAAAAUUUCAUUCCUGACAAAUAAAAUGCGGUGUCAUUGAAUUUCAUUCGUUUUUAUUUUC
Molecule: messenger RNA, 4400 nt
Organism: Diprion similis
Lineage: Eukaryota; Metazoa; Arthropoda; Insecta; Hymenoptera; Diprionidae
Product: tetratricopeptide repeat protein 21B-like
Exons: 6
Coding region: 1-3948 (1315 amino acids)
Biological process (GO): protein localization to cilium; intraciliary retrograde transport
Cellular component (GO): intraciliary transport particle A
Molecular function (GO): protein binding
Source: RefSeq, a predicted model, not a curated record